UGGGGCAACCAGGAAGUAGGUGUCAGUUAAAGAGGAAUAGAAACAUUAACUAAACAGCGGGGAGCCCCUGGGAAUUGCCAAUAUGAUAACAGUUUAGGAGCAGGAAGGACAAUUAGACAAACUACCAUCACACAGGUCACAUGUUACUGUCACUUUAAUGCUUGCAGACUGACACAUGGUAAGACAGUAAGGGGCUACUAGGUAACUGACUACUGUCUUAAACAUGGCAGAUGAAACCUUGUUUGCCCUCUUACACACAGAGAUCGUUUCCCAUGCGCAGAAGAGUGCGGGUCAGGACGAUGAGGAUCAAGGGACGCAUAUACGUAUUCUAGAGUCUAUGGGAUUUCGUGUUGGUCAAGGGCUUACUGAAAGGUUGACAAAGGACAGCCCGUCAUUCAAAGAUGAUCUAGAUGUUGUUAAAUUUGUUUGUAAGGAUUUUUGGACAGUUGUCUUCAAGAAACAGAUUGACAAUCUAAGAACAAAUCAUCAGGGUACCUAUGUGUUACAAGACAACAAGUUUCAGCUUUUGACACAGAUUUCUUGCAGUAAGCAAUAUUUAGAAGAAGCUCCCAAGUUCCUAGCGUACACAUGUGGACUUAUUAAAGGAGCACUUUCCAAUUUGGGCGUGAGUAGUACAGUUUCUGCAGAGGUCCCUAUAAUGCCUACCUGCAAAUUCCAAAUUGUAAUUUUAAAGAUUUAAUGGGACAGAAGAUUCAAAGACCAUUUAUUAUUUCGCCAAGAAGAAAAAGAAUAUAUAAUUUAAAAAAAUAAAUCU
This is a messenger RNA of Pelobates fuscus (common spadefoot toad), 775 nucleotides long. It is a transcript of the gene TRAPPC6A, whose product is annotated as trafficking protein particle complex subunit 6A. Gene Ontology annotation, biological process: regulation of GTPase activity; endoplasmic reticulum to Golgi vesicle-mediated transport. The transcript has 6 exons. Bases 224 to 700 code for a protein of 158 amino acids. The record is from RefSeq and is a predicted model, not a curated record. NCBI's taxonomy places the organism in Eukaryota, Metazoa, Chordata, Amphibia, Anura, Pelobatidae. Gene Ontology annotation, cellular component: cis-Golgi network; TRAPP complex; trans-Golgi network.